Messenger RNA from Talaromyces marneffei, 1950 nucleotides. RefSeq lists its product as uncharacterized. The record is from RefSeq and is a predicted model, not a curated record. NCBI's taxonomy places the organism in Eukaryota, Fungi, Ascomycota, Eurotiomycetes, Eurotiales, Trichocomaceae. The coding region runs from base 1 to 1950 and encodes 649 amino acids. The transcript has a single exon.
AUGCCCACUCGUCGACAGAUUUCCCGGCUCAAUCUAGAAGAGGCAUCGACAAAUGACUACGAAGACUGCUGGCUCCUGGGCUCCGACGACGAACUGGAUGAGGCGACACGAGCGGUGAAAAGGAGAAGAAUCGAGAGUCUCGGCGAAGCUUAUUUAAAGGGCACAACACUGUUUAUCGCCUCUGCGUCGCUUCGUGGCCCUUUCGACAAGGGCUGGGUGAACCCAUGGAAGAAACAUCGGAAACCAAACGAAUCUGGCGUAACCCGUACAGUGACUGGUGGAGGGAUAGAUGAUGUGGCAGAGUUUGCUGUACCCGAUACAAACGAAAGCAGAAAAUAUAAAGGAAGAAACUUGUCUAGAGUGAAGAGCGUCCGGUCAGAUGUACGAGGACACUCAUUGUCGCCUAGGACUACUCCGCAUCGAGGAAGCGGACAAUCGAAAUCAUCGUGGAAUCGCGAGUCGUCAAUUUCACAUGCAAUACCGGGGCCAUCUGCUGAUGUUCAGCCGGCACAAGCUUGGCUCAAGAGAGACAAGAAGGUUAUUAAUAUUCAGAAUUAUGACCCUCCGAAAUCCCCGUCAAGCCGUUACGCGAGCUCUGGAGCAGAUGGUUCAAUCAAAUUGCCAAAAACCACAAGUAAAAGGGCUGAGCCUGGCUUGGCUCGUGCCAUGAAAUCUCAUCAGACUGAUCUGCGGAAUGUGAGAAGAAACAAGCUUGUCUCAGGUGACUCUCAGGAAAAGCAUGCGCCGAUAGUUCCGGACGGCACUUCAUCAACCUCGCCAGGAAAACAGAACUAUCAGAAACCCGUUUCAGAUACGAAGCAAGGCAAGACAUCACUAUUGUCGAAAAUCACAGACAUAAAUAACCCAUCCGACAGACUACAUGGGGACGAAGAUGAUGUCUUGAUGGAACCUGACCCCGUGCAUAACGAAAAAGAUAUGCCCGCUAGUGCAUCAUCUGUUCAUAUACUACCGCCGUCUUCACGCCUCCCGGAAUUCAAAUAUCGACUUGCAAAGACUCAGUCAAGAGAAGGGACUGAGAAUCAGUCGGAGCAUGUCCCUUCGAGAACAGAAAACAAUUUCCCUCCAGUCGACUCGAAUUGUGAUAGGCAAUCAUCGCCAUUCAAGGCCCCGCUCCCCAAAUCUCAACAGGAUCAAGCUUCUAUACCGGCACAGAGUACUGUGACACUGACCUGUUCGGAAAAACCAAACGAAAGUCUGACUGAAAGCGAAAAGCUACCAUCUGCUCAGAUUGUGCCGAAACCACCAGGAACCUCUAAUUGUUUCAUUUCGCUGCAUUCUGCCGAAUACCGUGUCCCGGAUGCUGCUGAAACUGGCACGACGAGCGUUGAUGGGGAACUCUCCACUCAGGCAGCCUUUGAGCUCGCGCAGAAAUCAUUCCAAGACGAUCUCGCUACUCCACACAGGAGUUCUCAAAGCCCACCAAGAACAAGAAAAAGUGCCAAAUCUUCUGUCAGGAGAAUCACCCCUUUCACGAAUGUAAACAACAACAGAUCGACUUUUGAUAUCAAAAUUGGGUUAAAAAAUACCCCAGGAACGAAUCACAAUAUGAAUACUCAGACUAUGAUUGAGGCCUUUACCCCAUUUAGUGAUGCAGGUAUUGGUGAAGCAGGGAAGGAGACUGCAGGGCGGUCUGGUGUUCAUAUCGUGAACGCCCAAGCACCGAAUGAUACCGAUCGGGCGGCAUCGCCACAUUCACAACCACGAUCAAAGCCUCCUCCUCAUAGUCCAUCAUUUCAGGCAGAAGAUUCUCUACCUCCUCUGCCAUUGACACUGUCGGGAACCACCCCAGCAACCAAUCAGCAAGAUGGCCAGGGAUAUCUCUUCAGUCAGGACGCAUUUGAUGUCAGUCAAGUCAUCAGAGAUGCUGGAAGUUGGCUUCAGCGAAGCUUUGAUAUAAACGAAGAUCUGAAAGAGAUCACUUUCUUAUAG